CGGUUGUCAACAUGUAUUGACCUUACACUUCAUAUGACAUUGGUGCGUGGGGUUAUCUGUCGUAUAUUGCACACGGACAAACACUUUGUACAGUUGUAGAUAAAUUUACAUACAGUAAAUAGCAUUACGUUGACAAUCCCACCAUCAUAUCCGCUUUCUUUCUUGUCAUCUCUCCAUAUAUGCUACGUAGGCCUACGGCACAGUGUGGGUAACGAACAAUUUUGUGCUGUGAUUUUAUUAAUAAUAGUGCCUAUAUUUAAUUUACAUAUAUAUGGAUACUUUUGAUAUGAUAAUGGACUGCCAGAAAACAAGAAAUGUAAUUUAAGUUUUGUCCAACUACAGAAGACGGAGAAAGAAAGAAAUCCUAUCACUAGCUUAUUGACAACAACAAUGAGUUUUAAUCCUAUCGAUGUCAGCUUUCAAACCACUUCCACAGAUAAAGAUGAGGAAAUUACCGAACCAUGUGAUUUGGAAACUAAGCGAUUAUGUGCUGAUGGAAGUUGUAUUUUUAAAAAUGCUCUCUGUGAAGAAGAAGAAGUUAUGAAUCAGAAUACCAUACUGAUAAUGAUAGUUGUUGGAAUGGCUGUUGUGAUAUUUCUCAUUAUUUUAUAUUGCUUUCAACAAAAAACACAAACUCGAACUAACACAACUAACAGAGACUCAAUGUUUGAAGCUGGAUUAGGGGAAGGAGAUAAUGCAUCUUUGUAUAAUCCACCACCACCUUAUGAUGAAGUUAUAACAUCUGGUCUUUAUCCUGCAACACCUCAAUCUCAAAGACAGACUCGAAUCUCAUCUUCUGAUGAACCAAUGACACCCCCACCAAAUUAUGAAGCUGCUCUAAACAUUCUUGCUCAAAGUCAUGAAUCUGUUUUAGUGAAGGGUGCUAAAUCCUCUGUUUUUCGUAGAAGUGUUUCUGUGGAUAGUGUUUCUCGACAAAAUAGAUCUAGUCCGAGUGGAACAUCUAGACAGUUUUCAUUUUUUCAAUCUAUAGGAUCGUAGCAAUGGUUGGUUGUUUGCUUUUUAGAUAAGUGAAAAUGUGUGCAAUGAUGGAGUAUCUGUGAUUAUUUUAGAAGAGAUAAUUAAUAUGUUAUUGGAGGGUAUUGUUUCUGUUAAAAUUGGGAAUGAUUUGUUGAAUGAAUGGUAAUGUUUUUAAUAGCUAAAUUGUAUAUAUAGUUUUAUUAGUAAUUUACACAUGCAAAAUAUGAAAUCUCCAUAAUUGUAGAUAUAUCCUGCCAUAUUUUAAGCAAAGAAUGUUCUUAGAAAGUUGUAUUAGUUUAUGAAAUUGAAAAUAUUUUGUGUUCAUUUAUCAAAUGAUGAUGUCCAAUUGUUAAUGUGUGGAAGAGAUUUUUGUAAAUAUGGGCUAAAGAUGUGCAGAUAGAACAUAUCACCAUAAAAUUUAUGUCUUUAAGGUAACAUUGUGUAAAUGUGUAAAUCAUAUGCAUUACUUGAGAUUCAGUUUAUUAACCUUAUGGCAUGGUGCAAGAAAAUUUGAUCAAUAGAAUUUCAUAUGGGCCCCAUUAUUAUUAUUAUCUUGUAUCUUAUGGCAUGGUGCAAGAAAAUUUGAUCAAUAGAAUUUCAUAUGGGCCCCAUUAUUAUUAACUUGUAUCUAGUAUUUUUGAUAAAAAGAAAAUAACUUAAGACAUAAUUAGAAUGUCUAUUUACUGUUUUGUAAAGAAAUUAUAUUAAAGAUGCAUUAUUGCUAGGUCUUUAUUUUGGCUUCAAAUGUUAUGUAAACUAUUAUUUAGACAUCUAUUCACAUGACAAGCCAAUAAUCAACUCUCUAGAGCAUCGGAUGGCAGAGAUUUAAAUGGAUUGAACACAAUUGCCAUUUAAAGAUUUAAUUUAAAAAUGGUGAAACGAGGCUUAGUCUUAGUUAACAAGUACCAUUGCUACGAUGAUAAUCUAUGCCACAUCUUGUCAAAACUUCAGAGAUAACUUCUAUAAGAAUAAAGUAAUUUGAAUGACAUUUUUAAUAUAUUCAUUUUGCAUUAUCUAUUAUAGCAAGAACGGCCAGCUCUUUAUUCACUUCUUACAUAAUCUUUAAGUUAAUUGUUUGUAAUCAUUGAUAAUCAUUUAAUCCUUGGAUCUCUAUAUAUUUGCACCCAUUGCAUUGCACAGUGUAUGUUUGUUUUGUUUUGUUUUAAAGAGAAAAGGUGCAUUUCUUGAAAAAAAAAAAUUAUGUACACAUCUGUGUAACACUCUCAUGUAUUUUUAUAAGCCCACAUGGAAAUAUGGUCGUAUAUUGCCGUCGCCCCCGUCUGUCCGUCUGUCGUCCACAAUUUCUUGUUAACACUCUACAGACUACAUUUAUCAUCUGAUUGUUUUGAAAUUGAUAUAUGUUGUUUGCAUUAGUGAGAUGAAGAAUCCUAUUUAAUUUCAAUAACUUCUGUUAUUUUCUUCUGGAGUUAUGACCCUUGUUUCACUUUGUUGUACCUUGUGAAUGCUCUGACGACAAAAUUUAUUAUCUGAUCUGUAUGAAAUUUAUAUGUAUCGUUUAAAUUAGUAAAAUGAACAAGCCUAUUGAGUUUAAGCAAAUUUCUAUUAAUUUAAAUCUAGAGUUAUGGCCCUUGUUUCACUUUGUUGAAUCUUGUGAUUGCUCGAAUGACAAAAGUUAUCACCUAAUCUGUAUGAAAUUCAUAUGGAUCAUUUAAAUUAGUGAAAUGAAGAAGCCUAUUGAAUGUCAGCAAUUUCCGUCAAUUACUUCUAGAGUUAUGGCCCUUGUUUUACUUUGUUGAAGCUUGUGAACGUUCGAACGACAAAAGUUAUCAUCUGAUCUGUAUGAAAUCUUUAUGCAUUUUUUGAAUUAGUAAAACGAAAAAGCCUGUCGAAUUUCAACAAGUUCUGUAGAUUACUUCCAGUGUUAUGGCCCUUGUUUUAUUUUUUAGAACCGUGUGAACCCUUAAACAAGGAAAAUUAUAAUGUCAUCUGUAUUAAAUUGUCUAUUAAAUGCCCCUAAUUACCUACAAAAGAAUAAAUAUGUGACAACCCUUGUCAACCGCUUGGACGAUUUAGCUGCUGUGGGCGUAUAUUUUGUUGCCUGGCAACCUAUCUUUACCAUUGCCAUUUAUAUAAAGUAUAAAUUCCUGAUCUCAAAGAAUCUCAAUAUUAGUUACAGUGAAUGGUCAUACAAUUAUAUCCAUAUUUUUUAAAGGGAAAAUCCUCUUUUUUUAUGAAGAAAUAUGUUAACAGGAAGCGAUACUGGUAGAAAAUUGACAUAUAGUAUAUAGAGACUUGUACUGUUAAAGAUCCAUUGACCAUAUACAUACAAUGUGUCGAGUCUCAUACUGGAGAUAUCAUUCAGUACUGAACAGUAGUGUCGUAUUCCAUUCAAUUGUUUUCUGUGCAUAUUCAGUCCAAUUACUAAAUGGCACUGUACCAUUUACAACUAUAUACUUUAACUUACAUAAGGCUGUGUUCCUAAUACUAGAUGAUAUCAAUAUAUAUUUUUUAUGAAAUUAAUAUUAUCGUAAUCCAUACAAUUAUUUCCGGUGUAUAUCCAGUCCAAUUACUGAAUGGCACUGAACCAUUUAUACCUUAUACUUUAACUUACAUAAGGCUGUGUUAUAUAUUUUUUAUGUAAUUAUUGAUGUUAUUGUUUCCCAAUUAUUGUAUAAAAAUAUCUAUUUUGUUAGUUAAUUGAUGCAGAAAAGAAGUUUAUUAUAUUUUUUACCUACAAAUGAGAGGAAUAUUUUUUAAAGCUUUUGUUUAUAUUGAAAAUGAUUGAAAACAUAUUAUCAGAAACUAUUGAAAUAAAUUUUAUAUAC
Messenger RNA from Patella vulgata (common limpet), 3764 nucleotides. RefSeq lists its product as uncharacterized. The record is from RefSeq and is a predicted model, not a curated record. The transcript is spliced from 5 exons. NCBI's taxonomy places the organism in Eukaryota, Metazoa, Mollusca, Gastropoda, Patellidae. Bases 391 to 999 code for a protein of 202 amino acids.